AGAUAAAAAAUUAUAAUUUUAUUAAUAAAAAAUAUAAGCCCCAAACCCCUUUCUCUCUCCCACCCUACCUGAUCUAUCCUUGCCUUUUUCCCUCUCUCUCUCUCGUGUGCUCUCUUCUAGCCCCGAACGGUUGCCCUCCGAUCGUCGUCGCCGUGCAAGCACCGGACCAGGAGGAUAAGACACCGGCAAAACUCCAGCCCCGCGAGCCCUUCGUUGCCGUUCUCCGCUGCGGGCAGAAGUCUCCAGGUCUGUACGCUGUCGCCGUCGCUUCAAAGCCAAUUUUCGGCCUCCUCUGACAUCGUCUCAAGCGAAUUGUAUGUAGCAUAGGUGAGCUCAGGGUAUCAAGACGAACAAAGCCCAGCCAAGUAUUAGGAUUUUAAGUGACCGGAGGAGGAGAAAUCAGCUCGCUGGCGUCCACGGGUUUCCGAGGCUUUUUGGCCUCGAUUCGCCAGCCACGAUGAGUAGAGAGCCUCCCCACCACCACCACGAGACUUCUCGGAGCUUGGGCUCCAAAAUCUAGCAGGUGGUGCUCCGGCCAGCAGCGUUCCAAGGACUUUGGAAGCUUAUUUUGAGCUCCAAACGUCACCAUUUAAAUCAUAUAGUUCUCCCGAACGAUUGGGUAUAAUUUCUAAUCAUAAAUAUUAGUUGAAUUUAGUUAAAUUAUAUAUAUAUAUAUGUGGUUUAGCAAAAUUAUUAUGAGAUUUGGAUGUUAAAUUGGCCAUUUUGAUCUGUUUGGGUUAUUGUUUUGCCUCAAUUGAUUGUACUGCUGCCUGGGGCUUUGUAUAUGUGUUCAUUGCAAGGUUAAAUUUUUUGGGAUAUUCGGUUUACAGUUGUUAUGUUGCCAGAUAUAUAGAAAAUUUAUGGACACGAGUAUAUAAAUAUAUAUUUGAUUGGUUAAUAUAUUUAUAAAAUUAAUAUUAAUUGAAACGAGUUAUUUUAGUGAUUGGUUAAAUAUUGUAAAAUAAUAUAAAAUUUUCUACAAAUUUAUUAGUUGUAAUUUUUUUAUUAUUAUUUUGUAUUUUAUAAAUUUAUUAUAUUAUAUUUGACCCAUACCCAAUGUCCACAAUUAAUAAAAUCCAAUACCAACAAUUAUAAAACAAACGUAAAAUUUAGGUCUACUGCCCAUUUAAAUAUAGCCCCUUUAAUUUAUACCCAUAUUUUCAACCUCUUGCUUUUUUUCCCAAUUUUAUAAACAAUAUUCCCAUCAUACCCUUUCUUCCACUCAAACUCAAUCACACCACGACAUAGCCCUCACUCAUCAUCUUCUUCACCACGACCCAAACUAUCUUUGAGCUUCUCCACACCCCGGCGAUACUUCGGCAACUGUAGAAAUCCGUCACCACUUCAGUUUUGUCACCAUCAAUUGCACUCAAGAACUCACGCGUUUUGGAGGUGAGAUCAUGUCAUUGUUUUUGCACUGAACUACAGUCCAUUUUGAAGUUGUCGUCGUGUAAAUUUGAGCUUCUCCACCCUUCAAUCAUCAUCUUCUUCACCACGACCAACAAAAAUUUGAGCGUCUCCACUCCUUUGGUUUUGGCAAGCCUGUCCACCCCUGAGCGUCUCCACUCCUUCAGGUAGUUCUGAGUACUCAUCAGCCAAGUCUAGGACAGUUGUAGCUUUGCUAGGAUGGUUGGGAGCAAAGCAGAAGCAUCUUAAGAGAUAAGCAGAAUGAUAUACCUCAAGGGGCUUUCAUGUCACCACCUUCACGUUUUCAAUGUCUGAGAUUCUUAGUUAUCAAGUUGGAGGAAAAGCCGAGAUGCACAUAAACUUACUUGUGGACCAUUUGGCUGAAUGGUUAGAAGAGGAGCAUGGAAAGAACCUGGUUUUUCAUACUUUCACUAACACUGGAUGGCUAACGUAUGGGGCUAUCCUUGAGGGGUUUCAGAAGCAGGAUCCUUACUUAAUGGGAAGGAUUAGAGGCUGCAUUGUGGAUUCUGCACCUAUUGCAGCACCUGACCCACAGGUAUGGGCUUCAGGUUUCUCUGCUACAUUUUUAAAGAAGAAUAGUGUGACAACAAAAGGAGCCAUAAGCUUGAAUGCGUCGGGAACUGGAGUUUUGGUUGACACCAAGGAAGCUGUGGAACCAAAACCAGCAGUAACUGAAGCAGCUUUGAUGUUUGUUUUGGAGAAGUUUUUUGAGGUGGUUUUGAACCUUCCAGCGGUGAACAAGUAAUUUAUCACAAAAAUCACUACCAAUGAUUCGUUAAUUAUUAUCAUCUGCCUGUCUAAUUGAAGUAUAUGUGUUCUCUUUGAUUAAGAAAUGAAUUUCAAGUUACAAUAUUGGGAGAUAAAUUUGAGGAAACAUGGAGUUUUGAACUUGAGUAUAAUAUAGAGCCUAAGUUCAUACAUA
Molecule: messenger RNA, 2350 nt
Organism: Humulus lupulus (European hop)
Lineage: Eukaryota; Viridiplantae; Streptophyta; Magnoliopsida; Rosales; Cannabaceae
Exons: 3
Coding region: 1715-2173 (152 amino acids)
Source: RefSeq, a predicted model, not a curated record